AUGGAUUUCUUUCAAAACGCUAAUCUACAACAAACUUCGAAUAACCCGUUGCGGGAAACAUCAAACAAAGCAACACCUGUGCUAGAAUUGCUAAAGGGUGAAAUGACUAUGGACGAUUAUCUUAAUGAACAAGAUGAAAAUUUUGAACCCGUUAUUAAUAACACGAAAGACGAAAUCAAACUUAAACCUAAAGAUUCAAAUAGAAAACCAUUGUAUACAUAUGCUUCAUUGAUUGGACAAGCAAUUCUUCAAGCUCCAAAUAGAAGGCUACCUUUAAAUGAAAUUUAUGAAUGGAUAAUGGCUACAUAUCCAUUUUAUAAAAAAGAAAAUAAAGGAUGGCAGACCGGCGAUAAAGAUGUGUCGAGCGAAUGCUCAAUAUCUGGCGCACCGGUGUCUAAGGUUAAAAAUCGAAAUACGACGACUCCUAGUAAAGUAAAAGUGUCGGAUGAGAAAUAUGAGGGACAACAACAGUAUGCAAACAAUGACUCAAAUGAGUAUUCAAAUAUCCAAGAUACUAUAAUGAACAGUAAUCAAUCCUUCGAUGACGAUUCAAAUUUUCGAGAUACUUUUAUGUUCAGUAUACAACCAGUUGAUGUGUAUAAUCAUCAAAUUAUCGACAUUUUUCAAUAUGCAGGUGGAUUGACUGAAAUGGGCAACCAAACUUCUGACAUAGAUGAUUUUAACAAUGAUCAUAACUUCAAUGAUACGCUAUCAGCUUCAAGCAAGACAUUCUACGGACUUGACCAUUGUCAAACUAAUAUUGAUAACGUAAACCCCGAUCCGGAUGGUUUGCGCUACUUUUACGCGAUGAAAUGUAAUGUAAAGCAAGAAUGCGAAAGAUAUGUUAAUAUGCGCGAAGUCGAGUUUCAGGAUUUGGACGCA
Messenger RNA from Racocetra fulgida, 882 nucleotides. Lineage: Eukaryota; Fungi; Glomeromycota; Glomeromycetes; Diversisporales; Gigasporaceae. The record is from the annotation of a GenBank genome assembly.